Molecule: messenger RNA, 936 nt
Organism: Trichosurus vulpecula (common brushtail)
Lineage: Eukaryota; Metazoa; Chordata; Mammalia; Diprotodontia; Phalangeridae
Gene: MC2R
Product: melanocortin 2 receptor
Biological process (GO): G protein-coupled receptor signaling pathway
Cellular component (GO): membrane
Molecular function (GO): corticotropin receptor activity
Source: RefSeq, a predicted model, not a curated record
AUGCGGACAGAUAGAGCCCAUGAGUUGAUUAAGAUUCUGGGACACAGUGGCAAUCCACCUGAAAAUAUCACUGAAAACACAACAAAUAACGACUGCAUCCAAGUGGUGGUCCCAGAGGAAGUGUUCUUUGCCAUUUCCAUCAUUGGAGUUUUGGAGAAUCUGCUGGUCCUCCUGGCUGUGAUCAAGAACAGGAACCUCCAUUCCCCCAUGUUUUUCAUCUGUAGCUUAGCAGUUUCAGACAUGUUGGGAAGCCUAUAUAAAAUCCUAGAGAACAUCCUGAUCAUCUUCCGGAAUGGCUAUCUCAAGCCUCGUGGAGAUUUUGAAAAAGCUGAUGAUGUUGUAGACUCCCUAUUCAUCCUUUCAUUGCUUGGAUCUAUUUUCAGCUUGUCAGUGAUUGCUGCUGACCGCUACAUCAAUUUUCAUGCUCUGCAGUAUCACAGUAUCAUGACAAUGAGACGUGCUAUAAGCAUCCUAGCAGUAAUCUGGACAUUUUGCACUGGAAGUGGUAUUACCAUGGUCAUCUUCUCCUAUGAUGUGCCCACUGUCAUUUCCUUCACUUCACUGUUCCCUUUGAUGCAUUUUAUUCUGUGUCUCUAUGUGCAUAUGUUCCUACUAGCUCAUCUCCAUGCCAAAAAGAUCACCUCUUUGCCCUCAAAUAGAGUGCAUCCAAGAGCCAACAUGAAAGGAGCCAUCACACUCACCAUCCUACUUGGCAUCUUCCUUUGCUGCUGGCUCCCCUUCGUCCUCCAUAUCCUCCUGGUGACGUUCUGCCAUAAUCCCUACUGUGCCUGCUACUUAUCCAUCUUUCAGGUGAAUGGAAUGCUGAUUAUGUGUAAAUGCCAUCAUUGACCCAAUGAUCUAUGCAUUCGGAGCCCAGAACUACGCAGUACUUUCAAGAAAAUGUUCUGCUGUUCUGGAUGCAAGUGUAAUUAUUAA